This is a messenger RNA of Microplitis mediator, 775 nucleotides long. RefSeq names its product molt-inhibiting hormone-like. The transcript is spliced from 2 exons. Gene Ontology annotation, biological process: circadian rhythm. The coding region runs from base 262 to 618 and encodes 118 amino acids. The record is from RefSeq and is a predicted model, not a curated record. Gene Ontology annotation, cellular component: extracellular region. Gene Ontology annotation, molecular function: neuropeptide hormone activity. NCBI's taxonomy places the organism in Eukaryota, Metazoa, Arthropoda, Insecta, Hymenoptera, Braconidae.
AUCAGAAGGUCAAUGACCAAUUAAUUACGAACCCAAACAUUUUUGGUUACCAUGGACAUUAAGUAAGUCGUGAGAUAAAAAAAUUUUAUCACAGAUAAUUUAAUAAUAAAAAAUUAACAACCUGUGGUAUUGAGUCACAACAGUCGUUACUUACAGUAGAUAAUUCUAUUCAUAUUUAUUGUUAUAUGAUAUAUUGUUUGGAAAAUACAAUCACUAUAGUUUCAAGUGUACGUCGAUUACCAGAAAAUUUUUGUUUUAAUAAUGAAGGCUUAUUCGAUUGCUUACGGAGCAUUGUUAUUUACUCUCGGAAGUGCAUGGGGAUUUUUCGAAGCCGAGGCGGUAAUGACGUUGAAGUACCACCAGCGUUAUUAUGCAAAUUGGGAGGAAUUAGAGUGUAAUGGAGAAUUUUCAGAAAGUAACUUUUUAAGACUCGAAUUGAUUUGUUCAGAGUGCGGGUCUUAUUAUAAUAAAUAUCAAAUCACUGACGAUUGUCGCCAAAAUUGCUUUUCGUCAUCGACCUUCAAGCCGUGUCUCGAUUUACACAAUCCGACCGACGCUAUGCUCUCAGGAUACAGAAAUAUCGUCCAAUCAAUUUCCGGACGAGAUCCUGAAUUUUAAUUAUCCAACAAAUUCAUCGAUUGCUAAUUAAUAAAAAUCAAGCACUUGAAAAUAUAAUAAUAAAAAAAAUGUAUCUUUUUUCUUUAUACUUAAGCAAAGUGGAGUAAAAGUUUUAGCUAAUGUAAAUUAAAAUGAAUAAUCUAUUAGUUGAUCGAUA